Molecule: messenger RNA, 1191 nt
Organism: Triticum turgidum subsp. durum (durum wheat)
Lineage: Eukaryota; Viridiplantae; Streptophyta; Magnoliopsida; Poales; Poaceae
Source: the annotation of a GenBank genome assembly
AUGGCUGUGGUUCAUCCCCGACCCCGCGGUCCCCUCUGCCGCUGCACCGCUCCGCCCCGCCCGCCCGCCUGCUCUGCCUGCCCGCCUGCUACUGCUGCCUACACCUACACCUACACCUACACCCAUCCGUCCGUCCGUCCUCCUCCACUUGACCCGGUGGUACCACUCGCCUCGUCUCGGAGCAGGGCAGCGGAUACCAGGCGGGAGCUAGCCCGCGCACGCCUCUCCUGCGCGCGCGGCGAGGGUACGGCCAUGGCGUACCAGUACCACCACCAGGACCACGCCGCGGCCGCGCUGGGGAUGGACGCCGCGGCGGCGGCGGCGGCGGCCGCGGGGAACCCCGGCGGCGGCGGCUUCGCGCCAGGUUUGGGCGCGGGCGGGUGGGAGAGGGAGAAGGCGGCCAUCGAGGCGCACCCGCUGUACGAGCGGCUGCUGGAGGCGCACGUCGCCUGCCUGCGCGUCGCCACCCCCGUCGACCAGCUGCCCCGCAUCGACGCGCAGAUCGCCGCGCGCGCCCCGCCGCCCAUGCCCCCCGCCGCCGCGCCCGCGGGCGGCGAGGAGCUCGACCUCUUCAUGACACACUAUGUGCUGCUCCUCUGUUCCUUCAAGGAGCAGCUCCAGCAGCAUGUGCGCGUCCACGCCAUGGAGGCGGUGAUGGCCUGCUGGGAGCUCGAGCAGACUUUGCAGAGUCUUACAGGGGCAUCUCCUGGCGAAGGCACCGGGGCGACUAUGUCUGAUGAUGAAGACAACCCGGUCGACAGCGAGAGCAACAUGUUUGACGGAAACGAUGUGUCAGAUGGCAUGGGCUUCGGAAUGCUAACCGAGGGUGAGAGAUCCUUGGUCGAGCGCGUGAGGCAAGAGCUGAAGCAUGAGCUUAAACAGGGGUACAGAGAAAAGCUUGUGGACAUCAGGGAGGAGAUACUGCGGAAGCGGAGAGCCGGUAAGCUCCCAGGAGACACGGCGUCCACUCUGAAGGCGUGGUGGCAAGCCCACGCCAAAUGGCCGUACCCAACUGAGGAGGACAAGGCGCGGCUGGUGCAGGAGACGGGGCUGCAGCUGAAGCAGAUAAACAACUGGUUCAUCAACCAGCGCAAGCGGAACUGGCACAGCAACCCUACCUCGUCCUCGUCGGACAAGAGCAAGAGAAAAAGGAACAAUGCAGGUGACGGCAACGCCGAGCAGUCCUGGUAG